Molecule: messenger RNA, 1026 nt
Organism: Ambispora leptoticha
Lineage: Eukaryota; Fungi; Glomeromycota; Glomeromycetes; Archaeosporales; Ambisporaceae
Source: the annotation of a GenBank genome assembly
AUGGCCGAAUUUGUAAAGUUGUCGAUUUUUGGAACGGUUUUUGAAGUGACGACAAGAUAUGUAGAUCUUCAACCAGUUGGUAUGGGGGCUUUUGGUCUAGUUUGUUCUGCAAAGGACCAAUUGACCGGCACCAAUGUCGCUAUCAAAAAGAUUAUGAAACCUUUUAGCACACCUGUGUUAUCAAAGAGAACAUAUCGCGAAUUGAAGCUGCUCAAGCAUUUAAAACACGAGAAUAUCAUUAGCUUAAGUGACAUCUUUAUUUCUCCAUUAGAGGAUAUAUAUUUUGUUACAGAACUACUUGGAACAGAUUUGCACAGACUACUGACAUCACGCCCGUUGGAGAAACAGUUUAUUCAAUACUUCUUGUAUCAGAUUCUGAAACCUAGUAAUAUCCUUGUGAACGAAAAUUGUGAUUUGAAGAUUUGUGAUUUUGGUCUGGCGCGAAUUCAAGAUCCUCAAAUGACCGGAUAUGUAUCCACUCGAUAUUACCGAGCUCCGGAGAUUAUGCUGACAUGGCAAAAGUACGAUGUUGCAGUUGAUAUUUGGAGCGUCGGAUGUAUUUUUGCGGAAAUGCUGGAAGGAAAACCGUUAUUCCCGGGCAAAGAUCAUGUGAAUCAAUUUUCUAUCAUUACCGAGUUACUCGGGACACCACCUGAAGAUGUGAUACAGACAAUUUGUAGCGAAAAUACUCUUCGAUUCGUUCAAUCACUGCCGAAACGCGAAAAAAUUCCAUUCUCGCAAAAGUUUCCGAAUGCCGAACCCGAUGCUUUGGAUCUUCUCGAAAGAAUGUUAGUCUUCGACCCAAGAAAACGGAUUACAGCUGAACAAGCGUUGGCACAUAAAUAUCUCGAGCCAUAUCAUGAUGAAACAGACGAACCAAUCGCGGAUGAGCCGUUCGAUUGGUCGUUUAAUGACGCGGAUUUGCCAGUCGAUAAUUGGAAGGUCAUGAUGUACCAAGAGAUUUUAGACUUCCAUAAUGUUGAUGGCCAAGGUUUCAUGGAAGAAAACGAAAUUCAGUAUUCUUGA